Messenger RNA from Rotaria sordida, 624 nucleotides. The record is from the annotation of a GenBank genome assembly. Lineage: Eukaryota; Metazoa; Rotifera; Eurotatoria; Philodinida; Philodinidae.
AUGCGAUGGUAUCGUCGACAAAAUAGAAAUGGACAGAUUCUCAUCUCUGAUAUUCACUGUUGGGGUCUAGCUAUAGAUAAGGACGGAGAUAUUUAUGUCUCUGAUAUUAAAGAACAUCUAGUAAGACGAUGGAAAAUAGGAGAUGAUUAUGGAACAAUAGUAGCAGGUGGACAUGGACAAGGUAAUGACCUCAACCAACUAGAUUCUCCCACUUACAUAUUUGUUGAUGAAGAUUAUUCACUGUAUAUAUCAGAUAGUGGCAAUGAUCGUGUAAUGAAAUGGAUGAUAGAUGCAACAGAAGGAAUUGUUGUUGCUGGUGGGAACGGGAGAGGAAAUAAUCUGAUACAAUUGUGUAACCCUCAAGGAGUGAGUGUCAAUCAGUUAGGUGAAAUAUUUGUGGCCGACCGUGGCAAUGAUCGAGUGAUGCGUUGGUACAAAGGAGCUACGCAAGGAAUUGUCGUUGGUGGAUAUGGACGAGGACAAGAAUCAGAUCAGUUGAAUGAACCAUAUGAUUUGGCAUUCGAUCGUCAAGGUAACCUUUACGUCGCCGAUGCGCACAAUUGUCGAGUACAGAAAUUUGAAAUUGAUAAUGAUGUGAAACCUCGCUCAGCAGCGGUGUCCUGA